AUGGACAGGGCUUACAACGCAGAGACGAACGAGAGCGAGAGCGAGACCUUCCGAGCCCACGCUCACGUAUGGCGCCACGCUUUCAACUUCAUCUCCUCCAUGUCCCUCAAAUGCGCCAUCGAGCUCGGCGUCCCCGACGCCCUCCACCGCCGUGGCCAUCCUGCGACCCUCCCUGAGCUUGCCACGGCACUGUCGGUCCCCACCUCCAAGACUACCGUCCUCGGCCGCCUCGUGGCCGUCCUCGUCCACAUGGGCUUCCUCUCCCGCCAAAAGGCCGCCCCCGAAAGCAAUGGAAUGUCGGAACACGAGGCCGACGAGCUAGGUUUUGAGUAUUCGCUAACUCCGGCUUCAUGUGCGAUUGUGAAGGGCCAACCCUUGGACUUGUCGCCGAUUGUACUGCUCACACUCGACCCGAUAUUCGUCGACCCAUUUCACUGCAUGAGCGAGUGGCUCAAGAGCGACAGCGAGACUGGCUCGCCCUCGCUGCGGACGCCCUUACACAUGAAGCACGGGAAGAGCAUGUGGGAGAUCAAGGCUCAAGACAAGAAGUUCAACCAGCGCAUGAACAGGGCGAUGGCGAGCGACGGGCCAGUGAUGGCGAGGUUGAUAAUGGACAAGUGUGGGGGGCGGCUUUUUGAGGGGCUGAGGACGGCAAUCGAUGUUGGGGGAGGGACCGGAGGGUUGGCGAGGGAGCUGGCGGAGGCGUUCCCAGAGAUGGAGUGGACGGUGCUCGAUCUGCCGCGGGUGGUGGCCGGCUUGGAAAGGACGAGGAAUUUAAAGUACGUGGGUGGCGACAUGUUUGAGGCUGUUCCUCCGGCGGACGCUGUUUUGCUCAAGUGGGUAUUACACGAUUGGAGCGACGAAGAGAGCGUAAAAAUACUAAAGCGGUGUAAAGAAGCAAUCACGAGCAAUAGCGAGAGAGGGAAAGCGAUAAUCGUAGAAGCAGUGAUUGGAGAUGGGCCGGAGGAAGGUGAGACGAUGAAGCUCUUCUAUGACAUGAUUAUGAUGGUGGGUACGACGGGCAAAGAGAGGAACGAGAAAGAGUGGGCAAAACUCCUUCGUGAAGCUGGUUUUAUUGACUAUAAGAUUACUCCCUUGGCGGGUUUUAGAUCUCUCAUUGAGGCUUACACUUGA
This is a messenger RNA of Eucalyptus grandis, 1134 nucleotides long. RefSeq names its product trans-resveratrol di-O-methyltransferase. Gene Ontology annotation, biological process: methylation. The record is from RefSeq and is a predicted model, not a curated record. NCBI's taxonomy places the organism in Eukaryota, Viridiplantae, Streptophyta, Magnoliopsida, Myrtales, Myrtaceae. The transcript has 2 exons. Gene Ontology annotation, molecular function: O-methyltransferase activity; protein dimerization activity; S-adenosylmethionine-dependent methyltransferase activity. Bases 1 to 1134 code for a protein of 377 amino acids.